GUUUCAGCCUCAGGCUUCAUCAGCAUUCACAUCGCGGUUCUGCAACAGAUAAGAUCAGACAGACAGAGUAGCAUAAGGUAGAAACGCUGCUUUCAAAGGCGCACUGAAACCUCUCAGAGUUUUAGUAUAACAAAAAUGGCGGCGUACUCGGCAGCAGCUCUGUCAUGGAGCUCAUCUUCGUUGCUUGGAAAUUACAAGCUAAGCAAGAACGCACCACUUGGAACUGCAAAACUGGUAGAGAGGACCUCAAAUUUCACUAUUGAGUGCCAAAAGAAAACCAAGAAAAUAAGAAAGAUAAUACUGAAAGAGGAUGUGCAAGACUUGGGGAAGAAAGGGCAACUUACGAGUGUGAGAGCAGGGUACUACAGGAAUUUCCUGCUGCCAAUGGGCAUGGCUCAAAUUGUCACCCCUCAGCUUCUCAAAGAAAUGAAGAUUGAAGAAGAGAGAAUCGAGGCUGAGAAAAAACGGGUGAAAGAAGAAGCACAACAACUUGCUCUAAUUUUUGAAACUGUUGGAGGCUUCAAGGUGAAACGCAAGGGCGGGAAAGGAAAACAAAUAUUUGGAAGUGUCACUGCCCAGGAUCUUGUUGACAUAAUCAAGGCACAGCUACAGAGGGAAGUGGACAAAAGAAUAGUAUCUCUGCCCGAGAUUCGUGAAACUGGAGCAUAUACUGCUGAACUGAAGCUUCAUCCAGAAGUUACUGCGCGAGUUCAAGUGAUCGUGUCUGCAAAUUGAAGGGCAGAGACUUGCUGGAGCGGUUUAUACUAAUUUAUGGAUUUUCUUCUUGCACUGUUUUGUCAAGGGAAGGAGGAGACUUCAUGGCUAAAUAUGAGGUUAAGCUACCUUAAAGUAAGUGUUUUUAAUUUGUAAUUGUAAAAGAAUUAACUGAUUUUUAUGAAUUUGCAUCAUUUGGUGCUUUGUAUCAAUGUGUUUAUUACAAUCUUAUGUUAAAUUAAAAAUAUUGAUUUCUAGUA
Messenger RNA from Ipomoea nil (Japanese morning glory), 974 nucleotides. RefSeq names its product 50S ribosomal protein L9, chloroplastic. Gene Ontology annotation, cellular component: mitochondrion; ribosome. The record is from RefSeq and is a predicted model, not a curated record. The transcript is spliced from 7 exons. Lineage: Eukaryota; Viridiplantae; Streptophyta; Magnoliopsida; Solanales; Convolvulaceae. The coding region runs from base 136 to 735 and encodes 199 amino acids. Gene Ontology annotation, molecular function: structural constituent of ribosome. Gene Ontology annotation, biological process: translation.